Pipistrellus kuhlii (Kuhl's pipistrelle) is the source of this 4486-nucleotide messenger RNA. RefSeq names its product COPI coat complex subunit alpha (gene COPA). Gene Ontology annotation, biological process: intra-Golgi vesicle-mediated transport; endoplasmic reticulum to Golgi vesicle-mediated transport; intracellular protein transport. The transcript has 33 exons. Gene Ontology annotation, cellular component: COPI vesicle coat. The record is from RefSeq and is a predicted model, not a curated record. Lineage: Eukaryota; Metazoa; Chordata; Mammalia; Chiroptera; Vespertilionidae. Gene Ontology annotation, molecular function: protein binding; structural molecule activity. Bases 237 to 3908 code for a protein of 1223 amino acids.
GGCCGUGGCCAUCUUGCGCCUCGGCGGAGCGGAAGCCUCGGCUCUUUUCCGGCCGGAAGUGGCCUCUCUAGGAUAGCCGGGCGCCGUCUCGGUGGUCAGGAGCUGCAGGGACCGGAAGUCCGUGUCCGCGGGAGCUUCCGGGAGCCGCGGCUGCGGGCGGCUGACGUGGAGGCUUGCAGCGGGGCGGCGGGGAGCGGCGGGGCGCGGGGAGGACCUGGGAGCCGCGGGCCUGAAGGAUGCUCACCAAAUUCGAGACCAAGAGCGCGCGGGUCAAAGGACUCAGUUUUCACCCCAAAAGACCCUGGAUCCUGACCAGUUUGCACAAUGGGGUCAUCCAGUUAUGGGACUAUCGGAUGUGCACCCUCAUUGACAAGUUUGACGAACAUGAUGGCCCAGUCCGAGGAAUCGACUUCCAUAAGCAGCAGCCACUGUUUGUCUCUGGAGGAGAUGACUAUAAAAUUAAGGUUUGGAAUUACAAGCUUCGGCGCUGUCUCUUCACCUUGCUGGGGCACUUAGACUACAUACGCACCACAUUUUUUCAUCAUGAAUAUCCUUGGAUACUGAGCGCCUCAGAUGAUCAGACCAUCCGGGUGUGGAACUGGCAGUCUAGAACUUGCGUCUGUGUUUUAACGGGGCACAACCAUUAUGUAAUGUGUGCUCAGUUUCACCCCUCAGAAGACCUGGUUGUAUCAGCCAGCCUCGACCAGACUGUGCGUGUUUGGGAUAUUUCUGGUCUAAGGAAAAAAAACUUAUCCCCUGGCGCAGUGGAGCCGGAUGUAAGAGGACUUACUGGCGUUGAUCUGUUUGGAACUACGGAUGCAGUGGUGAAGCAUGUACUGGAGGGUCAUGAUCGUGGAGUGAACUGGGCCGCCUUCCACCCCACUAUGCCCCUUAUUGUAUCUGGGGCAGAUGACCGACAGGUGAAGAUCUGGCGCAUGAAUGAAUCAAAGGCAUGGGAGGUUGAUACCUGCCGGGGCCAUUACAACAAUGUGUCUUGUGCUGUCUUCCAUCCUCGCCAAGAAUUGAUCCUUAGUAAUUCUGAGGACAAGAGUAUCCGGGUCUGGGACAUGUCUAAACGAACUGGGGUUCAGACCUUCCGUAGGGACCACGAUCGUUUCUGGGUCCUAGCUGCCCACCCCAACCUUAACCUCUUUGCAGCAGGUCAUGAUGGUGGCAUGAUUGUGUUUAAACUAGAACGGGAGAGGCCAGCCUAUGCUGUUCACGGCAAUAUGCUGCAUUAUGUCAAGGACCGGUUCUUACGUCAGUUGGAUUUCAACAGCUCUAAAGAUGUAGCUGUGAUGCAGUUGCGGAGUGGUUCCAAAUUUCCAGUGUUCAAUAUGUCAUACAAUCCAGCAGAAAAUGCCGUCCUACUGUGUACAAGAGCUAGCAAUUUAGAGAAUAGUACCUAUGACCUAUACACCAUCCCCAAGGAUGCUGACUCUCAGAACCCUGAUGCUCCUGAAGGGAAACGAUCCUCGGGCCUGACAGCUGUUUGGGUUGCUCGAAAUCGGUUUGCUGUCCUAGAUCGGAUGCACUCACUUCUGAUCAAGAAUCUAAAGAAUGAAAUCACCAAGAAAGUUCAGGUGCCCAACUGUGAUGAGAUCUUUUACGCUGGCACAGGCAACCUCCUGCUUCGAGACGCGGACUCCAUCACACUCUUUGACGUGCAGCAGAAGCGAACUCUGGCAUCUGUGAAGAUUUCCAAGGUGAAAUAUGUCAUCUGGUCAGCAGACAUGUCCCAUGUAGCUUUACUGGCCAAACAUGCCAUUGUGAUCUGUAACCGCAAACUGGAGGCUCUGUGUAACAUUCAUGAGAACAUCCGUGUCAAGAGUGGGGCCUGGGAUGAGAGUGGGGUAUUUAUCUAUACCACAAGCAACCACAUCAAAUAUGCUGUCACCACUGGGGACUAUGGGAUCAUUCGAACUCUGGAUUUACCCAUCUAUGUCACAAGGGUGAAGGGCAACAACGUAUAUUGCCUAGAUAGGGAGUGUCGUCCUCGUGUGCUCACCAUUGAUCCUACUGAGUUCAAGUUCAAGCUGGCCCUGAUCAACAGAAAAUAUGAUGAGGUACUGCACAUGGUGAGAAACGCCAAACUAGUAGGCCAGUCUAUUAUUGCUUAUCUCCAGAAGAAGGGCUAUCCUGAAGUGGCACUGCAUUUUGUCAAGGACGAGAAAACUCGCUUUAGUCUGGCACUGGAGUGUGGAAACAUUGAGAUUGCUCUGGAAGCAGCCAAAGCGCUGGAUGACAAGAACUGCUGGGAAAAGCUGGGAGAGGUGGCCUUGCUACAGGGGAACCACCAGAUUGUGGAAAUGUGUUAUCAACGCACCAAAAACUUUGACAAGCUUUCCUUCCUAUAUCUCAUCACUGGCAACUUAGAAAAACUUCGCAAGAUGAUGAAGAUAGCCGAGAUCCGAAAGGACAUGAGUGGCCAUUAUCAGAAUGCCCUGUACCUGGGUGAUGUGUCAGAACGGGUGCGGAUCCUAAAGAACUGUGGGCAGAAAUCACUGGCUUACCUAACAGCUGCUACCCAUGGCUUAGAUGAAGAAGCUGAGAGCCUGAAGGAGACAUUUGACCCAGAAAAGGAGACAAUUCCAGAUAUUGACCCUAAUGCCAAGUUGCUCCAGCCUCCUGCACCUAUCAUGCCAUUGGAUACCAAUUGGCCCUUAUUGACGGUGUCCAAAGGGUUCUUUGAAGGCUCCAUUGCCAGCAAGGGGAAGGGAGGAGCACUGGCUGCUGACAUUGACAUUGACACAGUUGGUACUGAGGGCUGGGGAGAGGAUGCCGAGCUGCAGCUGGAUGAAGAUGGAUUUGUGGAGGCUACAGACAGUUUGGGAGAUGACGCUCUUGGGAAGGGACAGGAAGAAGGAGGUGGCUGGGAGGUAGAAGAAGAUCUGGAGCUCCCUCCUGAGCUGGACAUACCCCCUGCAGCUGGUGGGGCUGAGGAUGGGUUCUUUGUGCCCCCCACCAAGGGCACCAGCCCAACUCAGAUCUGGUGCAAUAACUCUCAGCUUCCAGUUGAUCACAUCCUGGCAGGAUCUUUUGAAACCGCCAUGAGGCUCCUUCACGACCAGGUAGGGGUAACCCAGUUUGGCCCCUACAAGCAACUGUUCCUGCAGACCUACGCCCGAGGCCGUACCACCUAUCAGGCUCUGCCCUGCCUGCCCUCCAUGUAUGGCUAUCCUAAUCGCAAUUGGAAGGAUGCAGGGCUGAAGAAUGGUGUACCAGCUGUGGGCCUGAAACUUAAUGACCUCAUCCAACGGUUGCAACUGUGCUACCAGCUCACCACCGUUGGCAAGUUUGAGGAGGCGGUGGAAAAAUUCCGAUCCAUCUUACUCAGUGUGCCACUGCUUGUUGUGGACAAUAAACAGGAGAUUGCAGAGGCCCAGCAGCUCAUCACCAUUUGCCGUGAGUACAUUGUGGGUUUGUCCAUGGAGAUCGAAAGGAAGAAGCUGCCUAAAGAGAGUCUGGAACAGCAGAAACGCACCUGCGAGAUGGCAGCCUAUUUCACCCACUCAAACCUGCAGCCUGUGCACAUGAUCCUGGUGCUGCGGACAGCCCUCAACCUCUUCUUCAAGCUCAAGAACUUUAAAACAGCUGCCACCUUUGCUCGGCGCCUGUUGGAACUUGGGCCCAAGCCAGAGGUGGCUCAACAGACCCGGAAAAUCCUGGCAGCCUGCGAGAAGAACCCCACAGAUGCCUACCAACUUAAUUAUGACAUGCACAACCCUUUCGACAUCUGUGCUGCAUCUUACCGGCCCAUCUACCGUGGAAAACCAGUGGAAAAGUGUCCACUCAGUGGGGCCUGCUAUUCCCCUGAAUUCAAGGGUCAGAUCUGCAGGGUCACUACAGUGACAGAGAUUGGCAAAGAUGUGAUUGGUUUAAGGAUCAGUCCUCUGCAGUUUCGCUGAAGCCCCUUUGUGUAUAGGGUCAGUCAUCAUAUUCUCCUCAGUCUCCACCCCAAACCCAAGAAUUAAUCUUCAUGUCCUAACCUGUCCCUUUCCCUGCCCUAAGAUCAAGUGUUCUUUUCUCUUGUUCUAUGGCUAAUAAAUGUCUAAGCUUGACUUCUUGUAUUUUUUGUCUCUGAGGACCUUUCAUUCUCUCAAUCUUACAGUUGUGGUCACAGUUGGACUUGCCUUCUCAGCUUACCUCUUUCAAGAAACAAAUGAAAAUGCAGUGGUGAACUUUUGUUUAGUAAAUUCCUUCAGUGCUAAUCCUUUUCUUCCCUUUUACCUUUCUAUCCUCUUUGUUAGAAAGGAGUGGGAUGUAAUAAAUAAGGUAGCAUCUUUUCCUCCAUCACAGCAAACUAAGACAUCCUGCAUUUUCAACUUCCAGGCAGGUACCCUCCCUCUCUGUGCCCAGAAAUUUAAAGUUGGAAAAAAAACUGUCUGGUUUUCCAAAAAUGCACGUCACUUUUUAUUGACUUGUUUUUUUAUAAUCAUUGUUCUUAUUUGUUGUUUCUCACACUAAAUAAACUAAAUUACUGCGA